AUGGAAACUUGUGCAAAGCGACUGGAGAGCGUGGACAUGAGAGGUACCAUAAAGACCCGUUUCGGCAACAUUCCCGCGCACGACAUCGCUUCGUUUCGACGGGCUGUGUUGCUGGACGACUCGUGCUUCAUGCUGACAAUGGACUUUUUGAUGAAUCAGAACGGCAUCGGUGGAGUUAACCCAUUAUACUCGCGAAUGGUCGACGAAGACAUGAAACGAAACCUGAUCGACUCCACGUCGCCGAGUCAGAGGGAAAACAGAAUUGUGCUGUUGCCUGUGUACUUAGACAAACAUUGGGGAGGCGUCGUUUUCAAUUUUGAUGACAACAAGCUAGUGUUCUAUGAUCCCAUGCAAACCAAAUCUAUGAAGCCAUUAGAGUGGUCGUGA
Molecule: messenger RNA, 387 nt
Organism: Phytophthora nicotianae INRA-310
Lineage: Eukaryota; Oomycota; Peronosporomycetes; Peronosporales; Peronosporaceae
Exons: 1
Coding region: 1-387 (128 amino acids)
Source: RefSeq, a predicted model, not a curated record